CCGAUAGUGCGUGUAGAGGGGCGUGUUUACGGGAUUGCCAUUGGAAUGCGGGCGCACUGGGGGCGAACUUCAGGUGUACGGACACAAACACGCGCUCUUCACGGAAUACAUCUGUAGUUUGUGGAGCAUACAGUGGAUGAAUUGGAAAGAAAUGGCAAUCGGCGUGACACUGAAGUAGAACAUAGUAGAUGGCCAGGGAUUAUUGCAAUUACUACCAAGUCAGCUUGAACUUGUCGCUCGCUUUUGAUUUUGUAUUUGAAUUUUUAAAAACUGUAUUCUAGGCCAACAAUUUAGAAUUUGCACGCUGUUAUGAUUUUUCUGUAACAAAGAUCUUUAUACGUUUUUUAUGUGCACGUGUGUAAAGAGAGAUUGGUUACGCGUUGUCAGCACACCUGAACGCUGGCGUGGAGUGGACGCGUCUUGAUUUACUUUAUGUUCCACAACUGCAAUAGAUGACAAUUGACGUGCUGAAGAAGUGGACUUAGCUCCGUCAUAUCCUAGAAAACUGUGCAAGUGUUUUCUACAGGGAUUUAAAGAAGACUUCUAACACUCACGAUGGAUGUUUUCUAGAACCUGUCUCAUCUCAGAGAAGAAUCUAAAAAUACGUUGCUAACUGAAGUCCGUCUGAAUUCCUAAGUGUCAUAUCAAAGUUCAGGUGGCAUGGAAGUAUUUGGCCCAACAUUUGCCAGCUUUCACAUUGCCCUGUGCGAUCUAACCGUCUGUAAGGUCUACCGUGCCAGAUGAUGUAAACUCUUUGGGAACUACUUUUGCAAGGAGAUAUCGUAUCAUAUCUUAUGAAGAAACAUGUCAGCGCAUUUCAACAGGAAGCUGUUUUUGUGCCAGACACUCACCUUCAUCAUUCUUCUGCUCUCACCUCUCUGCCUCUGGGCUCAGCAUUCCUCCAGGGUGUCUGUUGGGGGGUCGGUGGGUGCCCCUCGUGGGCGUGUGCGGCGGCAGCUGCACUUCAGGAACGAGUGGUCAGGCUGGAGCGGCUGGUCUGUGUGCUCCCGCAGCUGUGGCGGAGGAGCGUCGGUCCGCACACGCACCUGUAUCACCAGAAACCCUGUUGGAGGCCCAUGUGUGGGAGACUCUCGACAGUACAAGAUCUGUAACACCAAGGAGUGUCCAGUGGGUGAGAUGGACUUCAGGGAGAUGCAGUGUAAAGCCUUUGAUGACCGUCCUGUAACGUCAGGCAGCAGGUACAAAUGGACGACCUUCCAUGGAGGCUCUGACCCAUGUGAAUUGAGCUGUCUGGCGGUUGGUCAUAAUUUUUACUACAAUUUUGGCCGAGUUCUGGACGGCACCCCCUGCCAGACCGAGACUACGGCUGUGUGUGUCAACGGGAAGUGUCUGGAGCCAGGCUGUGACCUGAUCCUGGGCUCCAAGCAGGAGGAGGACGCUUGCAUGGUUUGUGGAGGUCAUAACAGCACCUGUCUCCAUCACCGCAAUAUCUACCAGAACAACGGACAAGAUGGGCCGUUUGGGUACAAUGAGGUCACCAUGAUCCCUGCUGGCGCCACACACAUCAGGGUGACGGACAACAGCAGGAACUAUCUGGCUCUCCAAAAUGGCCGUUCGCAGUUUGUCAUCAACGGCAACUGGAAGAUCAGCACACCAGGAGAGUACAGUGUGGCCGGCACCAAACUUCUCUACCGGCGCUCCGCCGACACUUGGGAAAGUUUCGAAGUGCCAGGGCCGACAAAGGAGGACCUGCACAUUAUGGUCUUGUCCACGGAUAAGAACACUGGGAUUGAGUAUGAGUACUGGCUUCCACCUGACCGGUUUGCACUGUAUCAUGGGAGACGUAGUCCUCUGCGACAGCCCCACCAUGCUGGCUUUCCACCUUGGGUUCCUCCGACUCCCAGCACCACCACGGUCACUACCACCACUACGACCACCACCACCACCACCACCAGACCUCACUUGGUCACACGGCCAUACUGGGCACCAGUGGGGGGUAGAGAGGUGAACCCUUACCUGCAGCAUCAGCCUUAUCAGCCUCCUCGGCGUCAUCUUCCUCAUCAUCAACCUCAUCACUACGAUCACAAUCACCUGCCUGAGGGACCACGGCGAGGGCAUUGUGGGAGGUGUAGGCGAGUACGGGGUCGAUCCGAGAGGCAGAGGCAGUACUGCGAGAAAGACUUUGUGUUCCGUGCCCAGAUCCUAGAGAAGCGUUACCGUGGCGAGGAGACGCGCUACGACGUCCAGGUGAUCCACACCUACCGCAACCGGUACCGGCUGGAGCACCGCGAGUUCCUGUGGGUGCCCAACGUGUGCGACUGCCCGGCGCUGGAGGAGGGCCGCCAGUACGUGCUGAUGGUGCGCCGGCACAUCAACUACGAGCGCACGCUGGACCGCAUCCUGCUGGAGGAGGACAGCUACGUCCAGCCGUACCGCCCGCGCGAGCACAGCCUGCUCAAGCCCUUGGAGGAGCUAUGCUCCAACCGCGGGCCGCUGCCACAGCAGCCGCCAGCACGCCACCACCACCGCAGAGGAUAGAGAGAGAGAGAGACAGAAAGAGAAAGAGAGACAGAUGGAUAUGCUCAAUUUCCUUUUCAACGUUCUCUUGUUUUUGCCGUGUCCAUUAAAAAAAGACUCCUAAGUCAUGGAAGGCAUGGACAAAGGAGAGUGAAUUCAAUCAUGGUCACAAGCUCCCAGCCAGCUAAGGAUAUAUUUUCCCAAAUAUAUGUCCAACCGUUAUCCCAGGUGGAUUUACUUACCCCUGCAUCCUCCCUGGAACAGUAUGAGAAAAAGGAACCAUGGACACAUUGAGUUCAUUUGCUUCUCUCACUAUCUCUGCAUUGUGUUGUUUUGCUUUAUUUAUGUGCCAACAAAAUACUUAGGAAUUAUGUGUAUUUGUAUAUUUCUUUUGAUAUUAUAUUUUUAUGUUUUUGGUUUUAUCAACACGCCAUUGCUAAUGUUAAAAAGGUAUUUUAAGUUAUUUCUGUUCAGUUAUUCCUCCAUAUGUAAUGGCUUAUAUAAUAUUUUGUUAUAUUUACCCAUUUGUAACAGCACAGCACUGCUUUAACUACUCAAUGUUGGAAACCUGUAGCCUAUAUGUUUAUUGGGUUUCUAAGGACACAGGCACAAUCACACAGCUAACCUCCAAGUCCAUGCCUCUAAUCCAGUUCUUAUAGAAACUAUUGCAUCUAUGGCUAGCAAAAAUGCAUAGAAAGAAGUUUGCUGUUUUGCUAAGUAUUGAAUGAAGUGUUGAAACACCACAAACCCAGCAAAAAUCAGUUUUACUUUUAAUAAUAGACAUAUAUCCAUAUUGGUUUCUGACCCACUAUCAGUGAAUGCUGCAAUCAAUUGUGCUCCAGCUUAGCUAAAUGCCUCAAAAAGUGUAUAAGUCAACGUGUGUGUGUGUGUGUGUGUGUGUGUGUGUGCACAUGUUUCACAGGGUCCAUAACAGGCAAAGUUAAUAUCAUUGUGUCACCCACUGCUUUUGUACAUUUAGUUCCAUUCCAAUUCCAGUGAAGCUUUACUCAAUUUCAGUACUCAAGUCCCUUAUAUUUCCUGCUCCUGGUUGAUACAGAUAUCAGUAUUUCUUCUGGAAAGCAGUAUCGUCUCUUUUGAUUGUUGGUGACUGAAAGUUGUAUUUUUGUGUAUUUUAAUUGCUAUCCUCCAUUACUGUCCAUGUGUGUUGAUACUAUUAUUAUUGAUGAUGAUUCAUCUCACAUAAUACAGCACUUCUAAAAAAGAAACUGCUUUUUGAAAGUAUAUUUUAGGGGGCUUUUUGCUUUCAUUCAGAUAGGACAGUGAAGCUGGACAGGACAGUGGGGGAGAGAGAUGGGUGGGAACGGAAUAUAGCCAUGGGCUGUGAGCACACGUCAUGGACCCAAUAUGGCACGUACUGUACGCUGCAGCCUCCUGCACCACAGCUCCUGCAGAAACUCUGCUUUCGUACGUCUCUAGUAUGUCACUAGUACUUUUUGAUUUGUGUGGGUAUAGGUUUGUCUUUUGCAGGACAGUCUAUGUGAGAGCAUUACAAAGAUUAUGAACCUCAGCUUCUCUGGAAAUCAUACCUUUGGCUGUAUGCUCUCUAGCCUGGAAGCCAGCCCAAAUGUACCCCGUCCAUAAAAUCUGUGUUUAGGAAAUUUGUUCUAGAGUCGCCCAAUUGAGAAAUCUCUAUGCCUGAGCCAGAGGUGUUUGGGCCAAUCAAAUAAUUUGGGUGGGUUUUAUAUGAGCAUGGACAGAUGAGCAACAUUCAUGUCACACUUGAGCAUGCUUGAGUUGGUUUUGUUUACAACAAAAAGGCUGACGCUAGAGAAGAUAGAUGUUUAGAUUUCGCUAUUGCGUCUGUUGUACAAGACUAUUGCGUGCAGAGGCAUUGUUUUCCCUGUAUCAGUUAAAACACUAAUAAUCAAAACCAAAUGGUGUGAUACCAGACUCAAAUUCUGGGUAGAAUUCAAGUAUGGCUAUAUCCUCUCAGGACCUGUCACACCAUCUUCAACACAGCACCUCAUGAACUUAAAAACAACGGAAUAAGGCAAAGUGCAACCAGAUGCAAGACUCCUUCCCCCAUUAUAACACAAGCUCAGAUGUUUUAUGUGACAUGUUGAAACUAACAAUUCAUACUUCUCAUAAGCACAUUUUGUUUUUGUGUUAUACUCAUAUAGACCAUCCUGAUUUCAUACACUUCCUGUCUUUUCAGCGUAAGCUAAAGCAAUCUGAGAAGCAGACAUAAAGGAAAGGACAUAAAAAAGUCAACCGUUGUGUAUUUUGUUAGAAAUGUAUUUACAAAAAUAACAUGUAAAUCCUUCAUCACAAUGACAUGAACUGUGCUACAAUGAACAUGUAGUUAAUACAUACAUAUAAAUAAUCAAAUAGCAAAAUCCACCUUACAACCAACUAUGAUGGACAAAACAGCAACAAAAUAAAACGUCAGCCUAUGCCAAUGCACCUGAGCAGUUUGAAAUGAUUUGUAUGUUCUUCAUAAGCAAAGCAACA
Molecule: messenger RNA, 4950 nt
Organism: Alosa sapidissima (American shad)
Lineage: Eukaryota; Metazoa; Chordata; Actinopteri; Clupeiformes; Clupeidae
Gene: adamtsl5
Product: ADAMTS like 5
Exons: 14
Coding region: 805-2499 (564 amino acids)
Biological process (GO): extracellular matrix organization
Cellular component (GO): extracellular matrix
Molecular function (GO): metalloendopeptidase activity; protein binding
Source: RefSeq, a predicted model, not a curated record